CUUUAGGGUAGAAGACUGUGGGUUUUUGUCAUGGCCAUCAGCAAGCGGUCAGAGAGUACAAGUGCAAGAAAUGAAAUAUUUUCUGCAUGGUCUUCCUUCCUGCGGGUAAGUUUCAUCCACCUUCUAGUUAAACAUAAAGUUACAGAACAUUUUACAUCUAAUUUCGAAAGAACAACCACAGAUGUGGCCAACAAAGGGGUAUGAUGAGACAAAGGGGCAUACAUAGUUUACUGUGCGUUGUUAACAUGCAAAUAUAUCAUCUGAGCUGAGUUUCCACGUGAACCUUAUCAGCUAUAGCAUCAUAAUGACUGCGUUUAGUAAAAAUGGAUGUUUCAUUAUAGAACAGCGAGCAUUUAAGAGCAGUUAAAGUGGUUGUUGAGGUCAUAAUAGAUCUAAUUAACAGCAUGUCAAACAAUGACUCAAUACAGGCCUGUGUGCAGACGAGCUGCUUGUGCUUGACUAUUGUGAGGGGGGUUCAAGUGUCUGUCUGUGCUGAAAUGUUGGGAACCUCUUCUCUCUUGCGUACCCCACUGACCUAGAUUUCAAUUGUUUUCUGCAGGAGACAAUAGGAGAAAUGGUUUCAUAACUGAACACAAUACCUGGGUGUUAUUCAACACGAUUGUUGUUAAGGUUCUCAUGAUGGUGGUGUGAUUUUUGUGCUGAGCAUUGUGUGUUUUUCUUUAUGUAACCUGCGCAAGCAGCCAGCCAGUGAGGAGCCUGUGCACCCCACAGUAAAAUCUCUUCUCGAUGGUUCAACAGAUGAUUGUGCAUUCACAACAUUUUUGUAGUCCAGCCAGUUCAAUCAUGGCUGUUCCAAAUUCAGGGAGACUUCUCACACCAUCUUACCAACUUUCCCUACAUUAGAAGUGAUCUGAUUUUGAAUCUACCAGGUCUGAGGUUCGAAUGUUAUUGAGAAGUUUGUUCUCUGUUAAACAGACAAAUCAUUUUAGCUGCAUGAACCUAUCUAGGUUGACAUAUCUAGAAAUUUGUCUUUUCCAGCUCACACAAUGCGGAAAGUAGUUCUUUGUGAAAUAAACAAAUAGACUGGUAGACAGACUUUCAAACAACUAAUGCUUGAAAUUUGUUUGAAAAUGAGGAAAUGUCAGUCCUCAUCCCUGUUUCUUAGAGUAGGUUACAUGUGUGUAAAGUGUGUACAGACCACGCUGGAUUUGGAAUUAGGGGUAGACAAGCUUAAUAAUCCUGCAAAUUCAUGCAAAUUUUCACCAAAGGCGGAGCAGUUUUGUUUGCAUGAGUUCAAUACACUGUUGUUGGUUUGUAUUACAUAUCUUAAACAUAAAACAAUUCAAAUAGCUUAAUACAAGGCAACAAAAAUUCACCCAACAUAAACAGAACAAUAUUUCAGUUAGAAAAAACACAGAAACAAAAAAUCUAUUAUGGUGAAUAGAAAAUGUAUGAAGGAGUAUUAGAGCCACGUUAAGAAAAAAUAAAAUUAAGACUUUGAGAUUUAAGUCGAAAAUUUACAAGAAUAAAGUCAUUAUCUACAACAAUAAAGUUGUAAUUAAGUAAUUACUUAUGAGAAUAAAGUUGUAAUAAAAUCAUUAUGAUACUUAUGAUAAUGUGGUGCUGAUGUGCCAAAAGUUUUAGUAUCUCCUUGUUUGAGAAACCUAUAUUUAAGUACAUUUUCACUAUCUAAGUACAUUUAUAAGGACUCUAUUCUGACUUUAUACCCAUAGGUGACUACUUUAUUACCACUGUAUUCUUGUUAGUAAUGACUUCAUUCUUGUUAGUUAACAACUUUGAUCACAAAGUCAAAAUUAUCUUUUCUUAAUGUGGCCCUAAUACUCAUAAAAAUGAGACAUAUUGAUGAAUAAAUUUGAUUCUAGUUUAUUCUGAUCUAGACUUAAAACAACACAAUAUUGAUUCAUUUGUAUUCAGCACAGAAAGUAAUGCAGAUUUACUCUGAGUGGUUUUGAAUCAUGGCAUCAUGACUUCCUGACGAUGUAUUUAUUAAUCUGUAAUCGACAGUUUUCUGAAAGUUGUCUUUACCCGAGGUUGUAAAGUGAUCAAAACAAUCUUGACAGGUACACAAGGUAAAAAACUUCAGUAAAAAAGGACCAAUGUCUAACUGAAUUUCAAAGAAGGUUUUUCUGUCAGUGUUCAGAUAUGAAUCCUCCUCUCAUUCUCAAAGUUUGGUUAAUUAACAAUAGAGUUAAAAUUCUGUCAUCAAAGAGGUAAUUAAAGAUAACCAAAUACAAUGUGCACUUUCUCCUGACUAACAGUGUUCAUGUUCAGAUGUAGACACUGUUAACAGAGAGGAUAAGAUGUGUCAUUUCUGCUUACAAAGAUAGAAACCUGCAGGCAGAGGAGAAAAGAGCGGCAGAGAACUCCAUGCUCUGUGGAUAGAUGAAGGAGAAGUGAGCAGAAGGCAAAUUAAUCACAGGACAUCAAAGGCAAACGGACUGAGGGAGGGAAGGCUUGAAAGAGAGCCGCCCGUUUGUCCCAUGCCGUCCCCGCUCCGCUCCGCCUGAGCCUGCUCUCAGAUCUCGGGGCCAUUGUGCCGCACGGGUGCAUUGAGAGGGCUGGGGCACAAUGUACACAACAAAACAUGCACACACAAAAAUGUCUGACAGAAAAACUUAAGGGGGAAAAAAUGCACAUUUCUAUCUUACCUAACAUAAACUUUUGCUCCAAAUGUGUGCAUUCUUAGGCCUUGUUGAAUUACUUGUAGCUCUCUUUCCUUUCUUUAUCUGUCUGCAGUCAUCAGGGCGAGUUGCACAACUUUUGACUGAAACAUGAACACUGUCACCCAGGUGGGAACGCAAACUCUGUAUGUUGUUAACUCAAUGUGGAUGUCUCUCUUUGAACAUUUGCAUCUAGAUUCAGCUGCAAGUUUGUUUCUAGUGACUCCAGUUCCUAUUAUGGUUGACACAAACUCCUUUCUGAGUCAAUGUAGACUAUAUCUAUGUCUCUCUUUCACCGGAGUGAGAGUGAACACAGAGAAGAUGUGUCAUUCAAUAGAAAAAAUAUACUUUUCUCUGCAACAAUGAGACCCAAACAUUUAGUCUAAAAGUCAGUUUGUCAGUUCAGCUUUUGUUCCAGCAGGCACAUCAGGAAAAUACAAAGUGCUCGGAGAAUGAAAAUAUAUUCCUGUGCUUAAGGGAAAAAAAAGUCUUGUGGACUUAAAAAUAAAUCAUGGUCAUAAGAAUUUUUUUAACUGUAUCUUUAUGUAACAAAAGCAGAGUUCAGCAGAGAAAGACAAAAGUGAUGUGAACUGACAAUAUUUUAAUGGGGGGGAUAAAAGACUGUAAGUGAUCAAUGGAAGCGGCGGCCAAGUGAUGCCCGGGGGAUGCCUUUGAUGUGGGCAUCCUCAGAGGGACGCCGGGGACAAUGCCCUCUUUGAGAGGCAUGCAGAAUGGCAGACACAUCCCUCUCCCUCUCUCGCGCUCUCUCACACGCUGUCACUCAACGUCCCCCCCUGUGUCCCGCUCGCUCCGAUCAUGCUGUUGCUCCUCGGAUCAGACACUCGGUGACAUCUAUCUCUUUGCAUUCCUCUACUUCAGUGUCACAUCAGCCCAUAUCCUUAUCUGCGUAACUUUCUCCCCCUUACUCUCACAUUAAUUAAUUCAAACAACACCCCCUUCCCUGCCACCCAGCCAAUCACUCCGCCUCCCUGUAUUCCCCCCACCCUAUCUGCAUCUCACUCUCCCUCCCCCUGUCUCCUUUCAUAGAACCAAACCUCUUUGUAAAGUCCAGCCUUGGCAAGUUGCGCCCGAUUUGCUGUCACAGUCUUAAUGAAUUCAUCUGUUUGUGUAUUGGCCAUGGGAGCAUCUCUCCCUCCUCCCUCCCUCUCUCUCUCUCUUUCCUAUCCUCUCCCUCCUCCCUCUUGGUGGUGUUCCCCUGGGGACUCUAUAUAUACCAGGGACCACUCCAGGCACCUAUUGUUCCUCUGUGUAAACUUACAGACAGAUGCUCUGCACCACAGUGUGGGAGAGAGCCCAGAGAGUCAGGAGGAGGGAGACUGUCAGCGAUCACAGAGAGAAACCAGACAAGGACCUGGAAACACUGCGGGCAACCCUCGUCUCCAGCUCCUCCGCAUCCUCGACUGUCCUCACGAGUGUCUCCUGCCUGUCUGCUUGUUGUCACUUUUGAGUGGAGGUCUGAUGUUCUGACACCAUGUCACUGCUCAUUUCACUGCUGCUUAUGGGACUUGACUGCUUGCUGGGAGCCCCCGCAGGUCGAGAGGUGUACAGGAUGCCCCAAAGUGCACUCAAAGGUAAUUUACCAAACUUGCUGUCUAGCUGUGUUGAAUAGUGAGAGCUGCAUCUCACCCGUGAACAGAUUGAAAAUAAGACUGCUGUGCUUUAAACAUGAGACAUUUGCAGGUGUGGUAGUAACUAGGCUUUUUAAGAUUUAGAUGAGACAACAAACAGGAUUUGAUCAUUUGUCAUUAAACUUAUAAUGGUGAGAACACUGCAAACAACCACAUUGGGGGAUGCUGUGAUAACUCCAAAGCCUAUGAAUAAAAAACAACAACAUAUGAUUGGCAUUUCUAGACCCAGUCACAUUAUCCAUACACUUAAAUUUGCAAUGUCACCUUUAGAUCUACUGCAGGUUGAUAUUUUAGUGUAACAGCCGACAUACGAAAACCAAAACUAAUGAUUACUCGCUUGUUUGGAUUCACACAGUCAACACUUUCACUUAUGUGCAGGAGAUACCACAUCAUAAAGGGCUAUGACAACAUUUUCAAUUACACAGAGCAUUUCAACCUUUCUCUAAAUUCUCAUAGGCUCAGUUUUUACACUUCCUAAAUCUUCAGUUUUGUCAGCUACAUGAAGAUUUGUUGACUCUUUCAGUAGAUCUCACAGAAGAGGAACACUUGGAUCUCUUUGGUUGCAGCGCUGAGUACAUUAGAGGCGUCAUAGAAAUGGCUGGUGAUAGCAGUGUGUGUUUAGAGUGUUCAGAACAAGGGACUUGGGGUCCCAGCCGCCCCGGGGCUGCCAGCCCAUGCCCCUUCGGCCUGUCCCUGCCCGCCAGCCUCUGCCAGCUCGGCCCUGGCCCUCUAAUUAAGUCUUCAAUCAGCAUUGUUGUUGUUAGUGGCCUAUCCUGUGAUGUGGCGCGGCACAGAGGGGGGCUGCAGGGCCGGCGGUCCGAUUGAUGUGUGUCUGCAGUAGCCUCACCAGCGCGCUGAGCGUGAGCUAUCCUCCAUAACAUGCUGCAAAUGAGCUCAAAGAGAAGCAUGAGAAAGAAAGGGGGCUGCUCACACACAUACCAGAGAGCUGAACCUGUUUAAAUGAAAGGAUCACAUCACGUUUUCGCAGCAAAUGACAGUGUCUCGUGUAAAUGAUCAUUAAUCCUCCCUAAAAAGUUUGCUAGAAAUUUGCUCUGAGCAUCUUUAGAAAUCUGCCACUCCAAAAAAGUUUUAUUUCUCCUGUGUGCCCAACCAACACCCAAGUUCUGAGGUUGUGGCUCACAGAAUAUUUGAUUCACACAUAAACAUUUAAAUAGGACUUACUUAGACUAGUUUAUGAAGCAGUAGAGUUGCCAAGUUUUAAAGUACUUGUUUUGAUACUUCUUUGAAUAUUUGGUUGACAAACUUUACAAACCAACAAUAAAUCUGCUCAUCUGCACAUUCAAGUAUUGCACAGUCAGUCUCAGCAUAACUGUUCUGCUCUUUCUCAAGCCUGAGUCACAUUUAAAUGUCCUUUUCAUCCUUUGAUUUGCUCCUGUCUCUCCUGCAGCUCUGUCUGAUCGAGGCACCGUGGUUCUGGAGGCAGCCAUGACCGGUGCCCUGUCUGCUCUCGAUCGUGCCUCAUCUGAGCGGAGUCGGGCUGAAGCCGGCUGCAGGGGUUGUGUUCCCUGUUUGUUUCAGGACUGUGGUCAGCUGUCUGGCUCUUGCUGUAAGUCAAUAACACUGUUUAUAUGUUGGGUUAAGUAUUGAGCAUGCUGAGUAAGAUCAUGUAGUGCUGACUUUCAUAGAUCUUCAAUAAGUGUGGUAUCUCUUCUUGUCCACCAGCGUCUCCAUCUAACGCCCUAUCAGAGCCCAGCUGCGAUGUCAUCAGUAAAGCCCAGAAACUCCAAGAUGAGACUGAGCGGAGUUGGGCUCUGAGUCAGGCCUGUGCGUACUAUCAGCAUCGCUGCCCGGCAGGCGAGUUUGACAAGGAGAGCUGCAUCAGGAUCAUGGGUGAGAGCUGCAGCGCCCGUGUCCUCCAGUGCAGCCUCCUUAACACAAUGCAGAACCUUGAACCCGCCACACAGACGCACGCCCAGGGUACGAGAUGUUUCUUCUCCCUCUGUCUUUGAAGUCAGCAAAGAAACUUAGAUAUUUCAUGGGCUGUCUACAAAAAGUUAAUUUUCUUACAUGUUCUUGACUGUCACUGUCUCUGUGUCCAAGCAGCAGUGUGUGGUCAGAGAUCAUCCAGGGUUCAAAACAUCACACAGCCUCGCUCCAGGAUUGUAGGCGGCUCUCCCGCUCCUCCUGGCAGCUGGCCCUGGCUGGUCAAUCUCCAGCUAGAUGGUGGCCUGAUGUGUGGAGGGGUCCUGGUGGACAGCUCCUGGGUCGUCACUGCAGCUCAUUGUUUCGCUGGGUGAGUUUAAAUCAAUGUUUCUAUAAGAGCUUUGGUCUUAGUAUUGUAUGUUUGAAUUGCGUUACAGUUGUUCUCCUCUCACCUCUGCUUUAUCUUCUAAUAUCUGGACUGAUGCAGCAGCCGCAGCGAGAGCUAUUGGACAGCCGUUGUGGGGGAGUUUGACAUCACAAAGACUGACCCUGAUGAGCAGGUCCUCAAAGUGAACCGUAUCAUCACUCAUCCUAAGGUAACGAUCUAUCAAGUGGAACAUAUAUUUUAGAUUUUGCAUGUUUAACAUUAUACUAUCAGCUGUUCAAACCUCAAAAUCUUUCAUCACAACAUUUAAUCAUUUAAACUGUCUCUACUUCCUACAGUUCAACCCAAAGACAUUCAACAACGAUAUAGCUCUGGUGGAGCUGACGUCUCCUGUGGUUCUAUCCGAACAUGUCACUCCAGUGUGUCUCCCCUCCAGUAUGGACCCUCCUACAGGCAGUCCAUGUCUGGUGGCGGGCUGGGGCUCCCUCUAUGAAGGUGAGUCGAAGAUAACUGAGAAGGAUUUUUCAGAUUUUUGAAAGUCCAGUUAAAAUUCUGCAAAUUUGUCUGAAGAUUUGAUCCUUUCAGUUAUCACCUUGUGAAAUGGUGCGUUUCUGUGAUCCUUUUUCUCAGAUGGGCCAUCUGCUGACGUGGUGAUGGAAGCCAAAGUGCCUCUGCUGCCUCAGAGCACCUGUAAGAGCGCCCUCGGCAAAGAGCUGGUCACCAACACCAUGCUGUGCGCUGGCUAUCUGUCUGGAGGCAUUGACUCCUGUCAGGUGGGCAGAACAUCAUUUUCUCAUUGAUUAUGAAACUCGAAUCAGUUUUACACAAAGUGUUGCUCCUUUUGUUUCAGUUUCAUGAGAAAAUAUAUGUUAUUUUCUAGACCAAAGAUUGACCUUUUUUAAUCAUUUGUAGGGAGAUUCUGGAGGUCCUCUGAUCUACCAGGACAGAAUCUCAGGUCGGUUUCAGCUCUACGGCAUCACCUCCUGGGGAGACGGCUGUGGGGAGAAGGGCAAACCUGGAGUCUACACCCGGGUAUCUGCUUUCUCAGACUGGAUUCAGGCUGAGAUACAAAGUGAGUUUCAUGAAGGGAAAAAAACAACAAUGACUCAAAAAUGUUGAGUUACUUUGUAGUUUCUAAAUAAUAAAAUAAAAUCCACAGUACUAAAAUCCAUACUUUACUUUUCAGAGUCAUUUGGAAGCAGGGAGCCAACAUGUUCAGAGCUUUUAAAGACAACAGAGAUGACGGAGGAGGAACAGAGGGCGGAGUUCAGCUCUCUUUGUCGCUUCUACACAUUAACCUGCCCUGCUGGUCAGUCUGUCAGUUCCUGCAACCGAAUGGCCGAAGACAAGUGUCUCACCCGCUUCAAGAAAUGUCGUAAGUACUUUUAUUUUAGCCUCAGCUUCAUGAAGGUAGAUCAAAAACUACUAAAACUAAAACUUGUGCAUACAUACCACUUUGAAAUCAUGCUUUAAAGGUUUCUGAUCCAUUUCUUGUUCUCUGUUGUCUAGAGUUACGCUCAUUUCUGCAGACCCUUUUGGAUCUGCUCCAGAGGGCCGAGGACUACAUCAGAGACAAAGUUGAUUUGACCUUCUUCACUCAGACUCUCCCUCAGCUGGUGGAGCACAUCUACAGCACGGCUUUUGCUCACACCAGAGAGAGAAGAGACUUGAGCCAUGGUCUUCCUCAGAUUAAAGGUACAUCACUUACUGAUCAUGUUCUCAUGUAUAGAUCUUGAAGAGUUGGCUGGUGCAUCAUUAUAUUAUGAACUGUUUUGUCGAUCAUUGCAGUAAAAGGUGUUUUAUCACUUGCAGAACAGCUAGGUGGAGCUGUGGUGCCAACAGCACAGGGUCCCUCUCCAGCUCUCCCGGCUUUAUUCAGAGAAGUGGGACCGUCAGUGGGCGACUGGGAGAAAUACCUCAGCAACAUUGCUGAAGACCUGGACAAUCAACACUCCACAGAUAUCUCUCUUUUGACGAUGAGACAGGAGAACGUCUUUUUUUUACAGGUAAAUAUCUGUUUGUGGCAGAAGUGCUGAAAGGCCAUCACUGGUAUCAGAAUCAGAAUCAGAAAUACUUUAAUGAUCCCCAGGGGGAUAUUGCUUUUCGUUAGAGUGACUCCAGUGCAAAUAAAGUAGAAAGAGGAGACAAAAUUAUAGAUAAAAUAAGCAAAAAUAAAGAGAAAAAUAGAUAAAAUAAGUAAAAAAGUAAAAAAAGAGAUAAUAUACAAGUAUGUACACUAUAUACAACACAAAAUAGUAAAAUAGUAUGCCUGUAUAUGGUAUAGUACACUGUGUAGGUUUAUUAUCAUUAUUAUUAUUAUUAUUAUUAUUGUUGCUAAGUGGUGUGUUUUUUCGUCCAAAUUAGAAGAGGUAUUUCAAUUUUCAACUUCUUCCCAUUACCAUUUUUUACCCUUUUUUUUCUUUAAUCAUUUUGUUGUUUAGAAAACCUGCCUAUAAAAUGCUUGUGAAUGAGAAUGCUUGUAUUUACCUUUAUUUGACCAUAAACGUCAAAUCUAACUCUCUUUUCUGAUAUCUUCAGGCAGAGGACUCUUCAGUUCAUCAGCUCGAAGGAGAAUUUCGAUCCGUCAUUUCAGCUCUGAGCUCCAAAUUCAACUCAAGAGCUGCCCCUCCCAUCAUGCACCUGGACACAGCCUACCUCCAGGAGGAAACUUCCUCUACUGGAGCAUCAGUCCCCUCCUCCUCUUCCUCCUCUUCCCGUGAUCCCCAGCGGCAGCCGUGGUCACUUCUAACAGCCCUGAUGAAUGAAAUGGACAAAUUAAGCACACAGGAUGAAACUGCAACACUUCAAACUGACUCCUCCUCCGACAGAGACACUUUCCCUGAGGAGGAUUUUACUUUUGCUGAAAAUGGAGACCGAGCACAAUCAAAAUCUUCAGCUUUACCUCUUCAUCAGCAGUCCACCACCGUGGCUCAGCCGGUCACUGAGGGUGCUCGCACAGAGAUGACCUCCGAGCCCAAACAAACUGCGAAUGCUGUAAAAACUUUAAGUCUUCGCAGGAAAUACAGGAGCCUUCUGCGCAAGAGACAGAUACCUGGGGCCAUUGGAAAAAGUAUGUGAAACCAUAAAUUUAAAAACCAGCAGAGAAAUAAUGCUUUUAAUAUUUGAUUGUUGGUCAAUUUAUCAAACAAAUUGUUUUUGUCUGUUCUUGUAGUUUGUCCUGGAGUAAGAGAGUCCUCCCAGCAAGUCAGCCAAGUCAGAGACUCCUACAGCUGGGUCUUAAACAUUCCCAAUAAGAACUUACGCAUGAACUUCCAAGAGGUAAGUUACUGUUCAGGUUGAGGGCAUUAGAAGUUGUAAAUUGGUGAGAUGACUCACAGUUAGUUGUGUUUAUUUAUUUUGGAUGUCCCCCCUUCUUGCCACUCCAGGUGUUAGUUGAUCUGAGCUCCAAGAACGAACGAGGACUCUACCAGGCACGGGUCAGAGCAGUAGUAGGAGGACGACCUCUGACCUUCUACAGUCUUGUAGGCCUGGAGAAUGAGUCGUUUUACCGCAGCGUGCCGAGAAUCAUUGCACUGGCGCUGGAUGCCCUCAAGACUUGA
Messenger RNA from Xyrichtys novacula (pearly razorfish), 10120 nucleotides. The record is from the annotation of a GenBank genome assembly. NCBI's taxonomy places the organism in Eukaryota, Metazoa, Chordata, Actinopteri, Labriformes, Labridae.